This is a messenger RNA of Botrytis fragariae, 546 nucleotides long. RefSeq lists its product as uncharacterized. The record is from RefSeq and is a predicted model, not a curated record. The transcript is spliced from 2 exons. Lineage: Eukaryota; Fungi; Ascomycota; Leotiomycetes; Helotiales; Sclerotiniaceae. The coding region runs from base 1 to 546 and encodes 181 amino acids.
AUGACCACAUACCAAGUAACUUCAUUGAUCAGCGAAAGCCACAGAUUCAAGUGUACUUUGAAUUUUACCAAGCUCCCUGACCAAGCCAUGGAUCUAUCAAAAGCUCCAAAGACGAAGCCCAUCUCCGCAAAGAAAGCUGCUCGGUAUAAGGAGAUAUUCGAUGAUCCCCAAGAGAUGAAGGAGAUCUUCGAACAAUGUGACGCAUCCAACCGUUGGGCUCAAGGGCUCAAGGUGGAUGAUCUGGCAUCCCAAUGCACUAAGCCAGAGGGAAAUGUUGAUGAUGAUGAUGAUGAUGAUGAUGAUGAUGAUGAUGAUGAUGAUGAUGAUGACGAUGAUGAAUUGAUGGCUUCGAAGUAUUUCAAGAAGGACUUUGUCAUGAAGACCACGGAUCAAGAGAAGAAGACAGAUGAGCUUGAGGUUGGAGACGGUCUUUCAAAUUCGCUUACGUUGAGAAAGCAAGAGGAGGGGUUGGUGCUCCCGACCAGGAAUGCCACAGCCAAAAGCAUUCUGCCCACCGAGUCCGGAACCAGCCAUGUGGCAGCAUAA